Microthlaspi erraticum is the source of this 480-nucleotide messenger RNA. The record is from the annotation of a GenBank genome assembly. Lineage: Eukaryota; Viridiplantae; Streptophyta; Magnoliopsida; Brassicales; Brassicaceae.
AUGUCUUAUAGAAACCCCAAUGUGGAGAAUCCUCAAGACCAAGUGUAUCCUCCAAGGUAUCCACAACAACAAAGACCUCCUUACCAAUCUCAAGGAAGUCAAUUUCAGCCAAGGCAAGGAUAUGAGCAGAGAUCAUCAUAUCCACCCAAACAAGCAAGGAGUAAGACUAAGGCCCCUACACCAAAACCGCCCAAGGGAUCAACCAAGAUUGAAGUUGAGGCCAAGCCAAGAAGGAAGGUUAGAAAACCUAGGUAUGGCCGCAACAUGAAGCUUCUAUUCCCAAAGGAGCUUAUUGAUGAGAAUCUAGAAGGAUUCAAGGAGAGAGUGACAAGAACUCUAAAGCUUUUUCCUAAGGCAGUAGUGCCAAGGGACAUUCAUGGAGAGAUUGUCUAUCCAGCUGUGAAUCACCCACCAGAUACUCAUUGCAAGGAGAAAAGACUUGGAGGAUCAAAGAUGCCUCUUGUCUCCAUCUUCUCCUAA